ACUGCUCUCUGGAUCUUAAGGUAAGUGAAGAUUUGAACUCCGAAGCUCUCAACUCUCAAACAGCAAAUGGAAGCCCUCACUAGCCUAAAUCCUAAACCGCCUGAAACGAUGAGCAGCGCGGGCAUCGGAUCCCCCUCCACAAUAUCGCCGCCGUCGAGCACGUCCCGCUCAACCGCUUGGCCGACGGCAGGAUCGAGUCUGCCUCGGCUGUGCUCCUCCAAUCCGUCGCGUACCUCCCACCGAACUCCGACGAUCCGCGACAACUACCGCGUCGCGGAGAUGUCCGCCGUAAUCAAUAGCGUGACCAAAGCCGCCGACCGCGACGACAUGAUCUGCAACGACGCCAUUAGUCACCUCAAUUCCUCGUCUCCAGGUUGCAGGGGCUCAAAAGAAAGCUGGAAUAGGGGAGCAAGACUGAACACUUACAGGCGCACAGUAUUACCACGAUCAGUCUCAGGUCGUCAAUUUCGGUCAAAGAAAGAAGUCCUUCACUGUCUGGAAACAGGAAUGCUCAAGAAGAACGUUGGUUCUGACAAAAUGGUGACUUAGAAUCAAAAGCUUAAUGGUCGAAGGAAGCGCCGAGAGCUUUUGGUAUGCUACAUAUCCCGAUCAAGAACUUCAUGGCUUAGUACCUGAUCAAUGGAAAGAGAUGGGAUGGCAGGGAAGAGAUCCAUCUACUGAUUUCAAGUUCCAUUUCCCUCCAUUCCUCUGUUGUUCUGCAGCUAAUUUCUUCCUAGUUUCUUCUUUCAGUUUCUGGCAUUUUCUUAUUUGGUUACUUUGGAUGAUUUGCUGACGAAGGUGCUAGAUUUAUUUCUUUGGAGCUCUUGUUCUUCGCAAAGACAUUUUCACUAAAAUCCCAAACUUGAUCUGCAACAGAAAGAUAGAAACCUGAAGAAAUAUGUUUCUCUUAAUAUUACAUUUAUGAUAUGCUUUUGCUUUACUAGAGUACUGUAGAGCUCUGCCGUAUUGAUAUGUAGGUCAAGAAGUUGAAAUACUAUGCAUGUAUUGUCAAUUACCAAUGAUGCACAAAGAAUUCAGAACUUUGUCAUGUAUGUUUUGUAACGAAAUUAUAUAUCAAACAAUGUCGUACUGUUAAUGAAAUGUAUAUUUUUCUUUA
Rosa chinensis is the source of this 1117-nucleotide messenger RNA. RefSeq lists its product as uncharacterized. The record is from RefSeq and is a predicted model, not a curated record. The transcript is spliced from 4 exons. The coding region runs from base 67 to 549 and encodes 160 amino acids. NCBI's taxonomy places the organism in Eukaryota, Viridiplantae, Streptophyta, Magnoliopsida, Rosales, Rosaceae.